Messenger RNA from Tetrahymena thermophila SB210, 2280 nucleotides. RefSeq names its product EEIG1/EHBP1 protein amine-terminal domain protein. Lineage: Eukaryota; Ciliophora; Oligohymenophorea; Hymenostomatida; Tetrahymenidae. The transcript is spliced from 10 exons. The record is from RefSeq and is a predicted model, not a curated record.
ACUGCAAUAAAUUAUCAAAAAUUCAAACAUAAUAUAGUUCUAUUAAUACGUUAAAUCUUAUAAAUGAGCAUUGAUUAUAAUAAUUAGAGAACUCUUGGGUAUCUCUAUAAGUUUAGUAUAUUAAUUGAAAAAGCUGUAAUAAAUAUCGGUGUGCCUUGCAAACUAUGUCUUUUAAUAAAAAGAGGCUAGCAAAAAAUCAAGCUAUAAAACACACCUAUAAUUGACCCAGCUUAAAAAUAUUGUUACUUCGAUGAAAUGAUAGAUUUAAAAACAAAUGUAUAUAGAGAUUAUGCGAAUAAUACUUUUUGGGAUAAGAAAAUUAGUUUUACACUUGUAAUUGAAUCUUAAAAUGGAAAUAAAUUAGCUGGAAUUGCAACUUAUAACUUGGCUACUUUUCUGAAUACAAAUUCUUAAACUACUUAUGAAGUCUUGAAACUCAACAAAUGUCCUGAUUAAUCUGCGAAAUUGUAUAUAAAAUUUGGUUAAUGCUUAAUUAAAGAAUUAGGAGAAAUAGAUUAACAAAGUUCAUAAAAUAGUUUGAUAUCUGACCAUAUUGAUGAUUUUCAUGAUAUUACAUUUUAAAGUUCUUCAAAUAGGAGUAUUCUAUCUGAUUAAUCUUAGUAAAACUUAGACUAAAAUCAUACAAGCCAGCCAAGUGUUAAAUUUGAAACGAGUUUUGGAUCUUAAAACUAAAUAAAUAUGCAAAAUUAACAACCGUUAACUACUUCAAAGGGUAUCUCAAAAAGUUUUUCAAAAGAAAGGAUACCUAUGUAUGUUGAUAAAUAAUAAUAAUUAUUAUAAGAGAAGUGUGAUUAAAAUAAUGAAAAUUUGUCGGUAAGCAACUAAAAAAUAACUCUUCCUUAAAAUUCAAAAUAAAAUUUAGACUAAAAUAAGCUCUCUAUAUUGAAUGAUGGAUAAAAAGUUUUUAUUCUAGAAUAACAUAUAAAAACGAUGAUGUAAGAAAAAGAUCAAUAAAAAUAAGAAAUACUCUUAUUGAAAUAGAGCUUGCAGUUAAUUAAUUAAAACUAUUAAAUAAAAACACAGGAGUGUAAUGAAUAUUAGUAAAGAUAUGAAGAUAUAAAAAAUCAAAGGGACGAUAUAAAGACUAAAUUGGAUGAAGUAAAAAAAGAAACAGAAAAAAUUGAAAAUUAAGUAUUUGGAAAAAUAGAAUUAAUGAGAGAGGAUUUCUGCAAAUAGUUGCAAGAGAAGUAAUCAGAAUUAGAAACUCUUUCGAACCAAAAUAAAAAUUUGAACACUAAAGUAAAGGAACUAAUAAAUGAUAAUAAAACUUGUAGCGAACGAAUCUUAAAAAAUGAAAGCACAAUUAAAUAACUUUAGGAAUAGUUAGAUAGCGUAAACUAUUAGUCUACUUAAAUAAAUCAUAGCAAUACUGCAAAUAUAAAUUAAUUAAAUAUGGAGAUAGAAAAGUUAUAAACUUUGCUAAAACAAUCAUAAGAAAAUAUAUAAAGAUUAGAGUAUAACAAAAAGAGGAAAGAAGAAGAGAUUUCAAAUUUACUUGCUGAAAUUCAUGAUUUAAAUGAUGUUAAUUAGAAAUUUAAGUAUCAGGCAAGUACUUAAAAAGAAGAAAUAUAAUAAUUAAAAAAUAAAAUCGAAGAACUUAAUAAUAAUUAGAUAGAUUAAGACUAAUUUGUUUCAUUUUUAGAUAAACCAUCUUAAAUUAUAUAAUAAAAUAACUAAUCUAUGAAUAUGAAAAGCUUUAUCUCCAAUACUUAAAAUGAAUUUCACAGCUGCAUCGUUUAAGACUUUGAAGAAUACCUUGAAAAAAGCGAAUUCUAUUAAAAUGUAAAUUAAAAAAGCUAAUAAUAAGACAUAAAAUCAAAAAGUAUUUUAUCUGAAGUAAAAGAAGAAAAUUCUUUUGAGAAAUAAAUGAAAAAACACUAAACAGAAAAAGAAUAAGAUACAAAUUGUAUUCUUAAAAUAAUCUAAAAAGAAUAACUAUCUUAAAAUGAUUUAGAAUCCAAAAAUAUCCUUUAAACUUAGCAUGUAAAGUCAAAUAGAAGCUUAGAUCUAAGAAAUUAAAUAGCAGGAAAGCAAUAAAGUUUAGAUAAAGAAAAUUUAGGCGAAACUGUUAAGUGGGAGAAAAUUGAUUAGGAUAAUGCUUAUUUAAAGUAAUAAAUGCAAGCUUUACAUUAAAAGUUUGAAAAGAUAGAGAAUUAAAUAACUGAAUCUAAAAAAGGUUUACAUGAUGCUUUAGCUUUGGCUUUGAAGGCUGGAGAUUAAGAGCUGAUAAUUAAAUUAUAAAAUGCUAUUAAAUUAUGA